GACUCGAGGAACUCUAUGAACCAGCACCACGUACGAGGCAUAAUGUUAAGCACACGCUAGGCGAGCUUUUUACUGCAUAAUCAUUCGUCCUCAGAAUGUCGAGCAGUACUAGUGGUGCCGGUGAGCCCCGAAUUGAGGACUCGCACACACUGGCCAGUCCAUGGCCUGCUCCCCCUCAGGCAAUGUUAACGCCCGAUGAUCCUUCAGCUGCAGAACCAGCACGUCGUCGGUUGGCCCCAAAGACUCGAUUCCGUAUAUUUUCUUUCCUUACCAACCUUUUCACUUGCUGCAACUCUAAGCGUCACAACCCACAACCAGCGGAUUCAGAAGUCGAGGCAGACAGCUCAAGCAAGUCCGUAGGCUUACCACCCCUCGAACAAAUCAAUGAUAACACCACCACCAUCACUUUGGACAUAUCUGGUAUCUCAAAUAUCCCUGAUAUCAAUAAGGACGAGUAUCGUUGGGCUGUUGUAUAUGAAAAUCAAAGAGGUCUCACCGUAUUCUCGUCCCCGUAUUAUUCACACCUGUCACUGCUUCCCAUCGAUCCUCCACCAUUCACUAUUCCGUCCAAAUCUCUGAAACAAUCUCGGCAACCUAACAUAUCUCUCUCCAAUUAUCCCCUCCCCGAUGGUACCUGGCGCUGGGUCUCCAGAUCAUGGAUGAUUGACAUGCGCACAGAAUCGGGAGAAGUUCAAUACGACGGUUUUGAAUACAACUGGUAUUUUCGGGAAGACCACUGGCAAGCAGAGAUCGGCAAACUAAGCACUGGUGCCUGGGUGCGGAGGAGACGAUGGGUAAGACUUAUGAUGCGUCCAGCACAGCAUACAGUAGGGCACUCGGAGGGAAGUUCAAGUCCAUCCACUGGCAAGAGCAGGCUGUCUGACCGGCCUUUGGACACGAGUUUUGUCUCUCUCGUUCACCCUCAAUCGGAGAUCGCGCUUGACCAGCUCGCUCGAGAGGCUGGCCUGGAAUGGGAAGGAAAUGAACAAGAUUGGGUGCGCUGUCGUCUCCUGAUGCGAAAGCUCGGUCGAGAUGGUCGCAAACUUGAACUUUGGCGCAUGUGGCUUUCGCCGUACCUUUCUGAUGUUUCUAAUACCAACCUGGUGGGCAAAGGGAAGGGUCCUGAAUAUGAUUCUUCUCCACCCAUGAGAUUGGGAAAUGAUGGUUCGGACAUCCAAAAUCCACCUCUUGAAUACUUGGGAGUACUCCUUCGGAACCACGGAGAUGCAGUACUCCGAUCAUUUGUCUUCCCAGAUUCAAGAGCGCAGUUAAUCGACCUUAUAAAACGUGCUGGCCUGGCUUGUGAGUUAGGACGAAGCCUCGGAGAUGACUUCUCUUCCACUGAGGUGGACUUCUGGAGCUACUUGAAGGGCUUGGGCAAAGAUGAUUAAGCACGGCGGGUUUGGAAAGAAGAACUCUGUGAUGAAGAUGAGGCGCGACUUCUGGUGGAGAUCAGUGGAUGGGAUAUGCCAGUGUAUAAUUUAAAUAACUUAAUACUGUACAGAUAAAACUCGAAAGUAAGUUAACCAAGUUUUUGAAUUUGAAGUUGCA
Messenger RNA from Suillus clintonianus, 1551 nucleotides. RefSeq lists its product as uncharacterized. Lineage: Eukaryota; Fungi; Basidiomycota; Agaricomycetes; Boletales; Suillaceae. The record is from RefSeq and is a predicted model, not a curated record. The transcript has 3 exons. The coding region runs from base 96 to 1391 and encodes 431 amino acids.